Molecule: messenger RNA, 1230 nt
Organism: Besnoitia besnoiti
Lineage: Eukaryota; Apicomplexa; Conoidasida; Eucoccidiorida; Sarcocystidae
Exons: 1
Coding region: 1-1230 (409 amino acids)
Source: RefSeq, a predicted model, not a curated record
AUGAAGCUCUUAUCUGCCUUGAUUGCCUCCUCUGGGUGUCUGCUGCCUGUUGCCGCAGUCACGUCUGUUGUCGAGGAGAGCGAUGUUCCUUACAGUGCCCCCCUUCGUCACAUGCCCGAGAUGGCCUACGACUCUGACGAAGUCGAUGUGCAGUCGUUCGUGUCGGAAGAAACUAUCGACUAUGAUAUCGAUGCAAGCCUUCGCCACUUAGAAGAAAUUCCCAUUCAGGAAACAUUCGACAGCGCAGAGGAGCGAUACCUGGGAAAGAAGAAGCAGGAACCCGUCGUUGUUGCAGCCCCGGCGAAGAAGGUCGCGCCGGUGAAGAAACCCGUUGUCGAGACUAAGUAUGUGGCCCCAGUUCAAACUAAAUAUGUGGCCCCCGUUGAGACAAAGUACGCUGCUCCAACCAAAAAGUGGCGCCGUCUGGCUGAUGUCUCGGAGACCACCGUCAGUGUUGCUGCCCAGGCCACGGAGGAUUCCGACAUCUCUGCGGUGACUAUGACUCAAACCGAGGAAGAUGAGGAUCGUGACCUGAAGAAGAAGAGAGCGUAUGUGGUACCCGCUGUCGCUCCUGCGGUGCACUGCGCGGUUGGCAACCCGUGCUACGACCCUUACCAUGCGGGCUGCGAAGGAAGCGCUUGCCUGAGGUACAUGGGAGAGACAGAGAUGACGGAAGACACCGUGGAUCAAAGCGCCGAGGAACGCUCUCUAGGCAAGAAGAAGCAGGAGACUGUUGUCGCAGCUCCGGCGAAGAAGGUCGCGCCAGUGAAGAAACCCGUUGUCGAGACUAAGUAUGUGGCCCCCGUUCAGACCAAGUAUGCUCCUCCAACCAAAAAGUGGCGUCGCCUGGCCGCUUUGGCCGCCACGAAACAGGCUGAAGACGACUCCGUGGCCUCUCAGACGCUGGAGGCCGGCGCGGACGAGACUAUGACUCAAGCGGACGACGUGAUGACCGUCCAGAGCGAAGAGUCCGCUGUCUCGCACAUGAUCGAGGAUUCGACGUCCACACAGUCAACUGAACUGCUCGAGGAAUCAGCAGGAGUCCAAGGAGUUUCAGCAACUGAAAGCGAGACAGAAGACGAACGAGAUCUGAAGAAGAAGGCGACGACAUACGUGGUUCCAGUAGUGCAAAAGGCCCCUGCGUGUGUAUCUGGCAAGUCCUGCUCCUCCUACCAUAGCGGGUGCGUAGGAAAUGCCUGUACCCGCUACAUGCACGAAACUGCAGAGUGA